AUGGAAACCUUGAAGGUCUGCAUCCCAGCUUUCGCAUAUGCCAUCCAGAAUAACCUCUACUAUAUCGCUCUGGCCAACAUUGAUGCCACUACUUACACGGUCACUUAUCAGCUACGCAUACUGACAACAGCUUUAUUGUCCGUCAUGAUGCUUGGAAAGGAGAUUUCUAGAUGUCAGUGGGGAGCACUGAGCUUGUCCGGAUUUGGCGUCAUCCUUGUACAAGUGAGUUUCUCUAUACGAGUGGUUCUGAUUCUCAUUCUAUUCGGUAAUAACAUUAUUUGA
Molecule: messenger RNA, 282 nt
Organism: Cooperia oncophora
Lineage: Eukaryota; Metazoa; Nematoda; Chromadorea; Rhabditida; Trichostrongylidae
Source: the annotation of a GenBank genome assembly